CGCGGGAACGGGGGGGGGGGUCGGGGGGAGAGAUCGGUUAACGGCCAGUUAACGGCCGGUUAACGGCAGACCGGCCGCCUGCUGUGUGCACAGGGUCCCCGGCCCGCGAGGAGGAGCGGUGGCUCGGCCGCAAGCAGAGUUGUCAGUAUGUUCAAGACACUUCUUUGAAAGGAGGGAACUAGUUGAAGAACAGCCACUUUCGAAGAUAAAAAUCUUAUCCUUUUUGUUGCGAAUUUGAAAAGCAAUAAAGGAAACCUCAGCCCCAUUUCAUCAAGAUGCAAAGGAGUGUAUUACAUACUGCUUCUCAGCUGGCCCAUGGGAUGUGUUUGUUGUUUCCUCGCACUGGUGCCUUUCUUGGCUUAAAAGGACCAUCGGUGUCAUCUGAUGUUGGAUGCAAAGUGAUUUUGGCACUGGACCCUCCUAAACGGUGUCUUCACGCAGGUGCAGCACUCUUUGCCUCAAAGAGCAAUGCUGUUUCAUCACAGCCAACAGACACUCCUAGGAAAGUACCAGAAGAGAGAGAACAUUCGACUUCAGCAACUGAAGUACCCAAGCAGAGCCCUGCAGAGUCAGAUGUUGACCCGUUACAAGACAAAUCAAUUAGUCUCGUUCAAAGAUUCAAGAAAACUUUUAAACAGUAUGGAAAAGUCAUGAUUCCUGUUCAUCUUGUGACUUCCACUGUGUGGUUUGGAUCCUUUUACUAUGCAGCCAUGAAUGGAGUGAAUGUUGUUCCGUUCCUAGAGUUGAUCGGCUUACCGGAUAGUAUAGUAGACACCCUGAAAAAUUCCCAGAGUGGAAACGCACUGACUGCAUAUGCAUUGUACAAAAUUGCAACUCCUGCCAGAUACACCGUGACUCUGGGAGGAACAUCCGUCACUGUUAAAUAUCUGCGCAAGCACGGCUACAUGUCCACACCACCUCCAGUAAAGGAGUAUCUACAAGAUAGGAUGGAGGAAACAAAGGAUAAAAUCACAGAGAAAAUGGAGGAAACGAAGGAUAAAAUCACGGAGAAAAUGGGGGAAACAAAGGAUAAAAUCACGGAGAAGAUACAAGAAACCAAAGAUAAAGUUUCGUUUAAAAAAAUAAAGGACUAAGAGAUGCUUAAUUUUUGGAGAUCCGUAACUUAGCACUUUAACCUUUUUUUGAGGCAGGAGAUACAAAGUGCACUUCUGAGCUUUCUUGGGUUUUUUGUUGUUGUUUUAGUUUUUUGUCUGCAGACUACAGUUUCACUGUGGAUAUAAAAUUACGUCUAAUUCUUGAAGGCUGAAGUUUCCUGGAAGAGAUAAAUUGUAACAACAUUUCAGUGAACAGAGGCAAAAAUAAGCUUCAGAUGACGAAUUCAUCUCCAGUGGUAACAGUUUUAACAGUUACUUCUACACCCUUUCCCCCUUCCCCCUUUUUUUGGUCAAAAUGAAGAGUUCAUAUUAAAGCCACUACUUUACUCCUCCAUCUUAGUGCACAGCCAUUAUUCCAUCAGACUGAAUCUUCCUAUAAGUGAGAAUGAAGAUGUCUCUGCUGGGGAAGAAAACUUACUUUGUAUUUCCAGGUAUGUGGACUCAGACCUCUUUAAUCGUGAUCAUCUCUUGACUUGGAGACAGACCGUUGUCACUGGUACUGCACACGAAGAAAAGAACGGAUCAGUUACUCAGUGUGAAUGAAUUCAUAAUAGCUACAUGGAUUUGAGCUGAUCUGUGACAGUUUAUAGGCUGGGACUGCUACAAACCUUUCUCGGAAAGUGCAUCUUUUCAGAAAUCUCAACUGCAAACUAUAGGAAGAUGAGUUAAUCACAACAGCCAUGCUGUCAACUAUGCUGUCUUUUUCUAAAGCUGAUUUUCAGUAGAAAGUUAUUAAAAUGAAUCAAUAAUUGUAUAUUAAAAUCUAGGAUCUUUCAUUACGUUGAAGUUUACAAAACUGUUCUAUUAUUUCGUGGUAACCCUAUAACACCAUCAACAACAAAAAUCCAGAAGAGAGGUUUACUCAAGUAGUAGGUACACUAGUGGAACUUUUUAAGUACAUGUCAAGUUAGAGUUAAAUCCCAAAGUUUCUCUUCCUAUCCAAGAGUCCCUUGGAUGUCUGUAGAACAGUUUAGCUUUCCUGAGACAGUGAUCACAGUCUUAGCAGAAUUUCACUCUGGGUUUUCUUACAUGGAGCAAAUACUUGUUUGUACCUGAAAUGCUGAAAGGUUUAAAGUUGAAACUGCUGUGUUUGACUAGACUGGCAAACUUCUCUCUUAGUUCUACUCCAAUUUUAGGCUGAGCUGACUGGGCUUUUUUCCCUAUUUCUGUAACAGACCUCACUUCCUAGUAAAUCUCUGCAUGCGUAUUUUGCUUAACAAAGUUGUUGGGUUUUUUUGUGGGUUUGUUUGUUCUUUUUUUUGCAGGGAGAUGGAUAAGUAAAGCAGCAGAGUUGGACCCUAAGCAUUGUAACCAACUAAUAUAAAGUAACUGAUAAAGCAUCACUUCUGCCCCACUCUUCUACUUUUUCAGUGAAGUCACUAAGAACCGGUUCAUGUUUGAGUCCAUUGAACUUCAUUCACUCAAUUGUGCAGGAUUGAUUGCUUACUUCUCUGCCUCAGUCCAUGUGUCGAAGUAGUAACUGCAAUCUAACGCCUACCUCACAGGGCUGUUGUGAGGAAUAAUCAUUGUAUAUUCAGUGUCCUGAAGAUGUGAAGUGCCACAUUUCUGACAAAUACUAUUAAAAAGUAAUUCUCUCUAAUGGCAAGCUCUUGAGAGGUGAGCACUA
This is a messenger RNA of Coturnix japonica (Japanese quail), 2742 nucleotides long. RefSeq names its product mitochondrial inner membrane scaffold 1 (gene MIMS1). The record is from RefSeq and is a predicted model, not a curated record. Lineage: Eukaryota; Metazoa; Chordata; Aves; Galliformes; Phasianidae. Gene Ontology annotation, cellular component: mitochondrion.